UUCGACAAUCCCUUAGCAAUCUAAAAUCGCGCCACAGUUUUAGACAAGGCAUCACCUUCAUCAAAACAACGCUAACCCUAAAAAUGGCGAUCCGAACGUACGGCGACAAGCCGUUGAGCUUCCAAAUCGAAGAAAAUGGCGAAUACUACUGUAUUGGGUCGGAGGUGGGCAACUACCUCCGGCUCUUCAGAGGUUCACUCUACAAGAAGUAUCCUGGGAUGUUUAGAAGAGCCAUCAGCAACGACGAGCGGAAAAAGCUACUUGAGCUAGGCAAGAGCGACCCUCUAUUUGACAGGUUGAGUCAACACUGUCUGGCAUCCAGCGUAUCUCUAUUGAAAGCUUCCGAAGUUGAAGACAUUAUAGAAGGCAAUGAUGAAAAGUACAAAGCAAUUUCAGUUCAUUCAGAACCUCCUGCUCCAAGAGAACCAAAGCCUAAGAAGAGUGUACCUUGGGUUCCCUCUGUACCGAACAGUUCACAUUUGGAUGCUGUGCCUCAAGCAACACCAAUAAAUCGCAAUAGAGUGAAUCUUAAAAAAGUCCGGACAUUCCCCCUUUGUUUUGAUGAUACUGAUCCUGGUGCUAUUCAAGAAAAUGCCAGUCAAAUGGAAACUCUUGUUCCAAUUCGUUUAGACAUGGAAAUUGAGGGACAGAAGUUACGUGACACCUUUACAUGGAAUAAAAAUGAAAGUCUCAUAACUCCAGAACAGUUUGCAGAGGUACUCUGUGAUGACCUUGAUUUAAACCCAGUUACAUUCAUUCCUGCUAUUGCUCAGGCUAUUCGUGGGCAAGUGGACAGCUUCCCCAGUGAUGGGACCAUUGUUGAGGAAGCUCCAGACCAACGGGUCAUUGUGAAGUUAAAUAUUCAUGUUGGCAACACUUCCCUAGUUGAUCAGGUUGAAUGGGACAUGAGUGAAAAGGACAACAACCCUGAAACUUUUGCAAUGAAGUUGUGUGCUGAGCUAGGGCUUGGUGGGGAAUUUGUCACUGCUAUAGCUUACAGUAUUAGGGGACAGCUCACAUGGCACCAACGAACUUACGCAUUCAGUGAAGCACCUUUGCCAACAGUUGAGGUUCCAUUCAGGCCACCAUCUGAAUCAGACCAAUGGGCUCCAUUUUUGGAGACACUCACUGAUGCUGAGAUGGAGAAAAAGAUCCGGGAUCAGGACAGAAAUACAAGACGAAUGCGGCGUCUUGCAAAUACUACUCCCGGAUGGUGAUCCUGUACAUUUUCUAUUCAUUUUAGUUCUCAACUCAAGUGUAAACUGAAUUUUUCUCAUAAAAAUAGUUAUUGGCAUUAACGUUUAUAUUUGAUUAGUUGUAUUAUUUUAAUUUUAUUGUGUAUGGUUAAGAUGACAUCUUGCAGUGAUGUGUUAUGUAAAGUGCUUGCUCUUAGAAAUUAUAAGGUACAUUUCAAGUGAAA
Frankliniella occidentalis (western flower thrips) is the source of this 1420-nucleotide messenger RNA. RefSeq names its product SWI/SNF-related matrix-associated actin-dependent regulator of chromatin subfamily B member 1 (gene Snr1). Gene Ontology annotation, cellular component: nucleus; nuclear chromosome. The transcript is spliced from 9 exons. Gene Ontology annotation, biological process: regulation of transcription by RNA polymerase II; chromatin remodeling. NCBI's taxonomy places the organism in Eukaryota, Metazoa, Arthropoda, Insecta, Thysanoptera, Thripidae. Gene Ontology annotation, molecular function: transcription coregulator activity. The coding region runs from base 84 to 1217 and encodes 377 amino acids. The record is from RefSeq and is a predicted model, not a curated record.